UACAGAUGGGCAAAGUGGGGUGGCAGAGGAGAUGAUAAUUGGCUCAGAGUCACGCCCAAAGGCACACAUCUGCUUAAUGACAGGACCAGAGUAUGGAAUCUGUACCAAGAUCUUAUUGGUAAGUCUGGUAACACCACUCAGCACUGGGGCCAUGAGUGAGCAGAAGAUGAAGAAUCCUAGGAGAAACUCCAGCUUAGCAGGCUUCAUGGUGGAGCAGGUAGCAGGUCACUUACAUGAGAAACCGAUAACCCCAAGUUCCAGCUCCGAGGAUCAAGCUCAGCUGCUCUCUGUGACCCGACAGGAACCAAGAGCUCCUGUGCCCUCUCUCAGCCCUUUAUCCCACACGCCUUCUACGUACCUGUGACCACACCCAACCUGUACAGCAGCCCCUAGGAAGGGGGAAAAAAAGCAUCUCUAGACACUUCUGGUCAGCAUCAUGAAGCCAUCGCUGCUCCGGUCUGUGGUGUUCCUCUGCGUGCUGCUGCUGCCUGCCCUGGCAGGGAGAAAGAAGAAGUACUCUGAGGGAGAGCUGUUACUUGAGGAGUGCUGGGGACAACCAAAAGCUAAUGAUUGUACCAAAAGGUGUUCUAGAACUUUCAAAUGUGUACACAAAAGUUACAAAUGCUGCUGGACCUACUGUGGUAACAUCUGUGCAGAAACUGGGAAGUUUUAUGAAAGAAAGAAAUGAGCCUGCCUUCUCACUGGCCCGGCCUCAUGCCAGCUCAUGGAUGUGUGCUUACUUUUAGAAGCCCUGUGUUUAUUGGUGGGUAAAAGGUGAACGUACUUCAAAAAAAAAAAUUUGCUAACA
Cricetulus griseus (Chinese hamster) is the source of this 808-nucleotide messenger RNA. The record is from RefSeq and is a predicted model, not a curated record. Lineage: Eukaryota; Metazoa; Chordata; Mammalia; Rodentia; Cricetidae.